Molecule: messenger RNA, 2428 nt
Organism: Orbicella faveolata
Lineage: Eukaryota; Metazoa; Cnidaria; Anthozoa; Scleractinia; Merulinidae
Biological process (GO): proteasome-mediated ubiquitin-dependent protein catabolic process; protein polyubiquitination
Molecular function (GO): ubiquitin protein ligase activity
Source: RefSeq, a predicted model, not a curated record
AGGCAUCGUUAGAGCUCAACAACUAAGAACUAAUAAUGGAAGGUCUCUCAAUGGCGCUGAGCGCUUUCAGCUUUGCUUUAAAGAUCGGGCGACGUUUUUUAGUCGAGAAGAGGCUUAAAGAUGGCGACACAGCCAAUAAGACGCUAUGCCAGAUCAUCUUGACAGAAAUUGAUGAAGUCAAGAUAUUGCUCGAGAGACAAAAACAACUAAAACUCCGUGAGAGUUUGCACCUUUUUGAAGAGGGUAUUGGGUAUCUAGAUGAAGUUUUAAGCAACGAGAGUCGUGACGAGAAAGAAAUGAAAGGGCAAGCGGCGGAAUUGAAAAACUAUUGCCCUUGGACAUGUGUUCUUGAAGCCGAUUUGCUUAUUAAAAAUAUUGAGCGUUUAAAAAAUCUGCCCGACCAGGGAGAAGCAGCCAUUAAGGUUUCGAAAGCCAAAGAGAGAUUUCAGCAAGCCCGUGAGAAAGCAAGAAGUGCUUUUUGGAAUGACAGUCUUUCAAUGUCUGAUAUGGUUCUUGCUGCAAAUAUUGGCGUCACGUCCGUGAUACUGGAGAAUUAUAGAAACCCCUGGAUUGCAAUGCAGGAGUAUAAAACGUGGCUUAAACAUUUAAAUGGCAUGAAAAGGGUGAAGGAGACUUUUAAGCGUGCAACUAAAAGAGGUGGAAUUAGUGGCGACGACCAAAAGAACUGUUUCUUGGGUGUUUGCCACAUAAAUCGCGUCAUUUACGAAAUUACACAAAUUGCGGUCAGUGGAGAAGAACAGUCCUGGAUCUGGUCCUGUAUUCAGUUCGGAGAUGAGAAAGUUGAUCCACUGCGCGAUGCGAGACUUGCGCAUGCUGAGCUGAAUGUGAAGCAUUACUGCUUAACAUUGUCAUUUGGCCAAAACCUUAAAGAAGACGAAAAUUUGAAGUUUGCUUGCGACAUCGCUGUCACCAAAGAAGGAACUUUCGUUAUCGUGGACGAAGGUGAUCAGAAAAUUAAAGCUUUUGACAGAGAAGGCAACUUUUUGCGUUCUUUCUCUCCCCUUCGUCGUCGUUUGGCUGAUCAAGAUGUCUGUGGGAUAACAACCGACCGUGAAGAUAAGUUGCUCGUACUUAUCAAGUUAGAUAAAUAUCGCCAUGAAAUCUAUGUAUUUGAUCAACGCGGUAACCUACAAAACAAAUUUCGCCUGAGGGAAGGACUUGUGCGCUGCUCCCCAAUCCUCAAUGACAAAAAUGAAAUCCUUGUUCUCAAUGAGAAACCUGAUACGGAGCGAUUGGUGGUAGAAGUGUACAAGGACUUGCAAUACGUUGGCAGCCUGGAACUGAAGGAACCAAAAGAACAAACAGAGCCCAGCAAGUCUGGAGAUACCGCAAAAGGAUCAAAGGAGCGAAAAGAUGCCUCAGAAGAGCCAGAAGAGUCCAAAGUUCAGAAAAAGCCAGAACAUUCCAAAAGCACCAAAGACACAAAGAAACCUAGAGAGCCUGAAGAUCUAGAUGCAAAAGAGCAAUUUAAGAAGUCCCAAGAACCCAAAGGCCUCACGAAAGCAAAAGACAUUGCCAUUACUGACAAUGGAAGCGUGUUAGUAUUGAACAGUGAUGGUAGCGUGGACGAGUUGAAGGACGAGGUACAAACAGAGCAUCGAAGGUUCAAAGGGAUUCCAUUAAAGGGAGUUCAAGCCAUAGCGUUCCACUCCUUAAGCAAACAUGUGCUAAUCGCAAACAGCUCAGAAGGAAUCGUGAACAUCUCAGUGUGUGCAGAAGACGGUGAAUGCGUGAACAGUUUUUAUGCAGACAAAGACAGAAGUGGAAAGAAAGAAAGAAAAUACAUUGCACCAAGGAUUGCAGUGACCGCGGAAGGACGCAUCGCCGUGCUCACUGGGUUUGUGGGCGAGAGUAAAGUAAUUGUUGUUUAGAGCACUUUUUGCUGUCAUGUAUCUUAGGAAUUCGUAUACUCUUUGCGAUAUCAAAAGACAUACGGAUUAGAAAAAGUACCAGAGUUUUACCAAUGAAAAACGAUUGAGAAGACUUAGAGUACCCAGUACAUCAUUAAACUAUGUAAGAUAAGAUUUCAACAUGUGUUUUUAACUUCUAAAACCUCGCACACUGUAAGUGCUAGUACUGUCUGAUCAGUUUCCGUGUGAAUAGCCGGUUGUUAUUCAGUUUUGCAAAGUUUGGCGUCCGUCCCUUAGAUGCAAUUUUGCUUCGAUCCGCCAGAAAUGUAGUCACAGCAAUCAAAUGUUAUCACUGUCAGUAUGUUUACUCUUAUCCAGGGAGCAAAAUAUGGAUGCCAGGAAAGCAGUUUAGCUUCCGUUUAUACAAAGGAACGAUUCAAACUACUUCUGAUCGAUAUCUCAGGAAGCGUUUUAGGAUCUUGCCUUAGGAUAAACAAAUUCACUGGGUUUAAUUUAAAACUGAAUAGUUUAACAAAUGAGGAUACCUUGCUAUGGAG